Saccostrea cuccullata (small rock oyster) is the source of this 2388-nucleotide messenger RNA. RefSeq names its product toll-like receptor 4. The record is from RefSeq and is a predicted model, not a curated record. Gene Ontology annotation, biological process: immune response; toll-like receptor signaling pathway; inflammatory response. NCBI's taxonomy places the organism in Eukaryota, Metazoa, Mollusca, Bivalvia, Ostreida, Ostreidae. Gene Ontology annotation, cellular component: plasma membrane. The transcript has a single exon. Gene Ontology annotation, molecular function: protein binding; transmembrane signaling receptor activity. Bases 5 to 2260 code for a protein of 751 amino acids.
GGUCAUGAAAUGCUUCGUGGUCCUUGUUUUCACAUUAAUACAUCAAGGUAAAAAUUUCCCUAUCCAGAACUGCACAUGGCCCGCCAUUUGUAAUUGCUCUGAAAUAAAUGGCUACGUCCACGCUAACUGCUCUCACAGAGCCUUAUCUAAGGCACCCCUGUUUCGUCUAGAUGUGGUUAGUGUAGAUUUAUCGUCAAAUGUUUUUGAAGCGUUUCCAAGCAAUCUCCCUGAAAGGCUCCAAUAUCUUUACCUUGCAAACAAUCUAAUCAAAACAAUAUCAAACUACUCCUUGAGUAAACUAACAAACCUGGAAAAUCUUACCAUAUCCUACAACAACCUUAAUGAGAUUGAGCCAGGAACUUUCAAGCUUGCUUUUAAUCUAUUUCAUUUGGACCUGUCGCACAACAAAGAGCUAUCUUUGUCUGUUUUGACAAAUAUUUCUUAUGAUCUGCAGUUCACGAAUAUAAAGGUUCUAAACUUGGAGAAAGUUCAAUGCACCUAUGGAUUAAGUACUGCUGUCUACACCAAACAGGUACAACACCUUUCCAAUACCUCAUUGGAAGAACUAAACCUUGCCUCAAACAGAAUCAAUCAUUUUGAAUUCGGAAUGUUUUUGCAUCUACCAAAAUCACUUCGUGUUUUCAAUGUUGCUGAUAACAUAUUAAGUUUUGGGGCGUACAUCCUAAAUUUGAAUCAGCUUACAAAUGUUGAAGUUCUAAAUGCAAGUUUUCAAUCCAGUUUUCAUCCAGUCAAACCUGUUGAUUUUAAUUUUCGGUGUAAGGAUUGGAAAUCUCAAAACCCAUCUGUUUUUGAUUCUGUCCACUCAUCGUUGCAUACGACUAAGAGAAACCUUGGAGCACAAGAUAUCAGAAACAAUUUACAAAGGAAAAUGAAUAUUACAACAUAUUUUCCGCCGAAUAUUCAAAAAAUAUACUUUCAUGACAACUUGUAUAAAUUUGUGUUUCCUGAAUUCUUUUUCAACACAACAGGAAAACUUACUCAUGUUCACGCUCAGAAUAACAUUAUCUACGAAUGGGAAGGACCGCUAUAUGGAAUGCAAACUGUGGAAUAUUUUGAUCUUUCAAACAAUUUUUGCAGCAAAAUAUCUCCAUACUUUUUCAUUGACUUUCUAAAUCUUCGUGUUUUGAAUAUUUCGAACAAUAUUCUAGGGCAGUCACUUGAAAUGGACAUUGAUGGAAAAAUUUUCCAGAAUCAAAGAAAAGUAAAAGUGCUAAACCUAGCAAACAAUAAGAUUGCUGUCCUACCUUCAAAAAUAUUUCAAGGAUUUUCCGAGUUAACACACAUCAAUCUGGCUUCAAAUACCCUCGACUUUUUCAAUGUUAGUAUUUCCCAUCUACAUGAGCUUGUUUCGAUAGAUCUUUCUUCAAAUCAGCUAUCAGGCCUCAGCGAAGAAACUCGAGCUAGUCUGAACAAAAUUUCCGAAUCAAGGAAAAUAUUCAUAAAUUUAGUUCGUAACCCGUUACAAUGUUCUUGCAAAAAUUUAAAUUUUCUAUCUUGGAUGGAGCAUUCUAAAGGAAUAAAAUUCCUUCACUUUAAAAACUACACGUGUGUAUUUCAAAAUGCAACACUUGUGACAUUCAGGAACUUUACCUGGCUUCUAAAAGAAGUGGAAAAAGAAUGCGCGUCUUUUACAUUGGCGAUUGCCAUGAUAUCAGCCUUGCUUUUAGUUUUGAUCACAAUCAUAAUGAGUAAAAUUUUCCAUAGAUACCGUUGGAAAAUACGCUACCUCUAUUACGUCGCAAAGGGCAACAGAAGAAAUAAAAUGACGCCUUAUGACAAAAAGAAACAUUGUAAGUAUCACUUUGAUGCUUUCAUUUCUUAUGCAGAAGAGGAAAACAAGUUUGUUCGCGAGCUUGUUGCAUAUUUGGAAGAAAACUUCAAACUUCGGCUUUGUAUACAUCAUCGAGAUUUCAUUCCUGGAACUGACAUAGCGGACAACAUAACGAAUGCCAUCCACAACAGCAAAAGAACAGUUGGUGUGCUCACCUCAAGUUUUAUUAAGUCGUACUGGUGUAAUUUCGAGCUGAACAUGGCACGGAUGGAAGCUAUCUAUUCGAGAGAAGGAUCCAAUGUUUUACUUUUUAUCGUUUUGCAGAGAGGCGUCCUCAAGUCACUACCUUUGAAAUGGAUGGACCUCAUUGAAAGCGAGUCGUACAUGGAAAUUUCGCUUAACGAUGAAAAGGAAUUAUCAGCUUUUAGAAUCAAACUUGCACAAACUCUAAAAGCCGAUGUAAAUUGAUAUGAACUAAAGCCUGUCUUGGAAAAAAAUCUUAAAUAACGAAGAACUCAAGGUAUAUUGACAAUCUCUUUGGAUGUACACCGGACUAUUAUUACACAAUUCAUUUAAUUACUGAAUUUAAAAUAUUU